GCCUACGCAUGGAAAAGGAUAUCCCACAGUUGUACAAACGAAUAUCUUAAUAAGAAGCAUGGGACCGGUCUCUGAACUUGAUAUGGAUUACUCCAUGGAUUGUUACUUCAGGCAAUACUGGCGCGACACGAGGCUUUCUUUUCUCGGUCCCAUUCGUUCCUUGUCACUUUCCAUCAAGAUGUUGGAGCGGAUCUGGCGACCAGACACCUACUUCUACAAUGGAAAGCACUCUUAUGUACAUACUAUCACAGUGCCGAAUAAGUUGCUACGCAUUAGUCAACAUGGAGAUAUUUUGUACUCUAUGCGGUUGACAAUAAAAGCUAAAUGCCCUAUGGAACUCCGGAAUUUUCCGAUGGAUCGCCAAUCAUGCCCUCUUGUUCUUGGAAGCUAUGCGUACUCGAACCAGCAACUGGUGUACCAGUGGCAGAACUCGCAGAGCGUCAAUUUCGUGCCUGGGAUGACUCUAUCACAAUUCGACCUUAUCAGCUUUCCGUACAGAAACUUUACGUUCACCAGGAGAGAAGGUGACUUCUCGGUCCUGCAAGUGUCGUUCAACCUCCAGCGUCACACGGGAUAUUUUCUCAUACAAGUGUACGUGCCCUGCAUCCUCAUCGUGGUCCUCUCGUGGGUCUCGUUUUGGAUACAUCGCGAGGCAACUUCAGACCGGGUAGGACUAGGGAUCACAACAGUGCUGACCUUGUCCACAAUAAGUCUCGACUCGCGGACAGAUCUUCCGAAAGUUCGCUACGCUACGGCCCUGGAUUGGUUCCUGCUCAUGAGCUUCUUCUACUGCAUAGCUACUUUACUGGAAUUUGCCGGAGUGCAUUACUUUACCAAGGUCGGCUCGGGGGAGAUCGUGAUAGACGAUUCCGAAUGGGAAGAAUUAAUCGAAGAAGUGGGCGGCGACGCUUUUGCCGCCAGACAACUCGCGAGCUUCUCGUUACCAGUGCAAGGCAAUUGUUCAGGCGACGAAAUGCCAGCGACGACGCCAGCUGCGACCGGGCACGGUGGCGCAGUCAGGUUGACGAUGGAGCGGACCACCCAGACGGAACACCGCGUCCCAAAGUGGAGACAACUGCUUUACUGCUUGGCUGGCGAUGAUCAGUACCGACGGCAGCGUCAGCGAGAAGCUGGCAGCCGCGGCCACAUCAACAGCGUUUCUCACAUCGAUCGAGCUGCCAGAGUGUUCUUCCCGGCGUCAUUCGUUCUUCUCAACCUGUUCUACUGGAUGGUCUACGCGUUCUCGAACGAUGAUUUUGCCUGGAGCGACAACCCUAUCAAAACUUUAUCUCAUUGAGCAACGUCCAAAGCAGAGAUGCCGCAAUUGUGGGUUACGACGACAUCUGCAGAUGCGGAUACAAAUUUUUCGUCGUUGAAAUCUGCUGCUGCGGAUGCAAAUGUGUGAAAAAAAAAUUUUGUUUCUUGUUGGUUUGGUGAUAAUUAAAUAUAAUUUAAGUAA
Molecule: messenger RNA, 1459 nt
Organism: Hyposmocoma kahamanoa
Lineage: Eukaryota; Metazoa; Arthropoda; Insecta; Lepidoptera; Cosmopterigidae
Product: gamma-aminobutyric acid receptor alpha-like
Exons: 10
Coding region: 59-1297 (412 amino acids)
Biological process (GO): chemical synaptic transmission; regulation of membrane potential; nervous system process
Cellular component (GO): synapse; neuron projection; membrane
Molecular function (GO): extracellular ligand-gated monoatomic ion channel activity; GABA-A receptor activity; neurotransmitter receptor activity
Source: RefSeq, a predicted model, not a curated record